AUGUGGGGCUCCUCCCAUCGAGAUGGAGAUGGAGAAAGAGAUGACGACCUGAACCCCAGUGACGAAGCAAUAGCAGCAGCAGCAGCAGCUGCUGCUGCUGCUGUUGCUGCUGCUGCCGACUCCGACAGCGACCGUUUAGACAGUGGAGAUGUUUUGUUUGAUGCGGAUGCAGAGAGCGACGAAGAGAUCGACGGUCUUCCGUUGGGCGGCGCCUUUGAGAUGCAUCCGCGGGUGGUAGGGAGGUCAGCAGACACAGCAGCAGCAACAGCAGCUGCUGCUGCUGCUCCCCAUGAGCAGCAGCAGUUAGCUUCAGGGGGGGCCCUGGGCUGGAUGCGGCGGUUGCUGCGGCUGCCGCUCCCCCAGCAGCAGCAGCAGCAGCAGCAGCUACCGGUAAGGAGACGCAGGCGGAGGUAUGAAGCAGUGGUUGGCGAAGGAGUGCAUGCAGAAGACAUUGAUGCAGUUGCUGAGCUUGAGGAGCAAGGGCAGCAGCAGCAGCAGCAGCAGCAGCAGCAGCAGCAGCGGCCGCAUGGUGUGUCUCCCCGGCGCAGAGACAGCAGCAGCAGCAGCAGCAGCAGCAGCAACGCCGAGCGCGCCGUCACUGCUGCUGCACCUGCAGCUGCUGCACCUGCUGCUGCUGCACCUGCAGCUCCUGCACCUGCUGCUGGGGGUAUAGUUGCUGCUAUCCGUCGUGCUCAGGCGAUGCUGCAGGAGAGCCGCACGAGAGGAGGAGGAGCAGCAGCAGCACCUGCAGCAGCAGCAGCAACUGCAGCAGCAAAUACCGCACAGCAACCCCCAGCAGCAGCAGCAGCAGCAGAAAAUGCUGCUCAAGACAGCAGCAGCAAUGAGGGCCCCCUACGUCGCUUUUUUCGUCGUGUGCGUAGCCGGUUGAGAGGUUCUGAGGCAUCAGACGCUCCUGAAGGAGCAGCAGCAGCAGCAGCAGCAGCGGAGGCAGCAGCAGCAGCAGCAGCAGCAGCAGAAGAGGAGGACGAGGACGCAGAGCCUCUAGACGACCCCACAUAUGCUGCUCAUUGUGCUGCUGUUGCUGCUUCUGAUGCUGCUGCUGCUGAUUGCCCUGCUGCUGCUGUUGUUGCUGCUGCUGCUGCUUGA
Messenger RNA from Eimeria acervulina, 1107 nucleotides. RefSeq lists its product as hypothetical. NCBI's taxonomy places the organism in Eukaryota, Apicomplexa, Conoidasida, Eucoccidiorida, Eimeriidae. Bases 1 to 1107 code for a protein of 368 amino acids. The transcript is spliced from 3 exons. The record is from RefSeq and is a predicted model, not a curated record.